This is a messenger RNA of Arabidopsis lyrata subsp. lyrata, 2701 nucleotides long. RefSeq names its product WAT1-related protein At1g25270. Gene Ontology annotation, molecular function: transmembrane transporter activity. The transcript is spliced from 9 exons. The record is from RefSeq and is a predicted model, not a curated record. Gene Ontology annotation, cellular component: plasma membrane. NCBI's taxonomy places the organism in Eukaryota, Viridiplantae, Streptophyta, Magnoliopsida, Brassicales, Brassicaceae. The coding region runs from base 441 to 1520 and encodes 359 amino acids.
UUGCAGUGAAAGGCUCUUGAAAGCUUGUGGAGGUCCAUUAUAUUCAUUAUAACGAUUAUAAACACUUUCGUCUUAUUUUUGCAUUACGUCUUCACUUCGCAUUCUGUUUUCACUUUGAUCAUGAAUAUACAUUCCAACACAUAAACUCUCUUUUUCAUUCUUUCUACACAUUCACCAAGAAGGUUUAAUCCUUCCAAACUUUGCUACUUUUGUAACGGGUUUCCAGAAACAAAUAUUUGAAGCUCACAUCUUCCUAUAUCCCUUAACUUGUUCACGAUAUCUACAAUUGAAGUGGAGCACAAUGAAAAAGGUAUAGGGGUAGAAUUAAAGACGAAAACACCUUAAUUGGCUAGAUAAAUAAGCUGAUCAUCAUGAGCUCAGGAGCAUCGGGUCGUUAAUGGUUAGAGUGGGUAUCAAAGUAAAAACCAUAAAUUAGAGAAAUGUGGGGAGAAAUGAAGAGUGUAGUUGCAAUGGUGGCGGUUCAGUUUAUGUUCGCUGGAAUGUUCAUUUUGUUUAAGAUAACAGUCGACGAUGGAACGAAUCUCAAAGUCCUUGUGGCGUAUCGUCUGUCCUUUGCUACUCUUUUCAUGCUUCCCCUUGCCCUCAUCUUCCAAAGGAAGAAGCGGCCAGAAUUUACAUGGAGGCUGCUCUUAAUAGCAGUUGUUUCGGGGUUGCUCGGAGCGGCGAUACCAAAUAUUCUCUAUUUGCCGGGUAUGGCUCGAACAUCAGCGACAUUUUCAGCUGCAACCAGCAUAAUUAGCCCAUUGAUCACCUUGGUUUUGGGUUUGGUGUUUAGGAUGGAAACUCUAAGACUGGGAUCGAACGAAGGGAGGGCUAAGCUGGUGGGGACGCUGCUUGGUGCAUGUGGAGCUCUCGUGUUUGUAUUCUACAAAGGUGUUGAGAUUCAUAUAUGGUCAACACACGUUGACUUACUCAAAAGCUCGAAUACUGGCCGAGCCACUACUAACCACCACAUGUCAAUCCCAGGGGUUCUUAUGGUUCUUGGCAGUAACGUUUCAACAUCACUUUGGUUACUAUUUCAGGCAAAAAUAGGCAAGGAACUUGGAGGACUUUAUUGGAACACAAGUCUAAUGAAUGGGGUGGGAAGUUUGGUGUGCGUGAUUGUUGCUCUCUGUUCGGAUCAUGACUGGGAGGAAUGGCGAUUAGGAUGGGACAUUAACCUCUUAGCGACGCUUUAUUCGGGAAUCGUGGUAUCGGGAAUAGUCGUGCCUCUGAUUGCAUGGUGCAUCGCAACAAAAGGACCGUUAUUUGUUACGGUCUUUAGUCCUAUAAGGCUGGUGAUCGUAGCCCUUAUCGGAUCAUUUGCUUUAGAGGAACCGCUUCAUUUGGGAAGUAUAAUCGGUGCCAUGAUAAUGGUGGGAGGAGUAUACCUAGUGGUAUGGUGUAAAAUGAAGGAAAAGAAGAGUGCCUCUACGACAUCAGACCAUAUUGUAACAAAUAAGAAUAACAAAGAACUGGACCUUGGUAAUCUCUCAGCAGUAAACAGAGAUGUCCCCUGAAUCCCUCAUAUGAGUUACAUCACCAAAUAUUUUAGAUCUACCGUAGAAGCAAAAUAGAAUAUAGGGUCGAUAAGUGAAAAUUAAGAUCUAUCUGAUUGCCCGAAUUGGUGUGAAUUAGCCUUUGAAGUAUCUCUUUUCAUUUUUCAACGUGAUUUCAGUAUUAAAACAUAAUUACAACUUGAUACUUAAUUAUACCUCUAAAAUGCGAUAUUUUCUAUUUCUAGUUUGUUUUAUUGUCUAAGGCUCUAAGCCGUAAAUUCGUCGUAAGAAAUUAUGACAAACUAGUCCGCCACAACAUUACAUGUUUUAUGUUUUUGAAGUGAUUAGUCUUCAUGACCUAUGUGGUUUUUAUCUACCGUUUUAUUACUUUUUUUUUUUUGGCUCGAGGUUGGAACUCAAAACAUCAAUUGUUUGAAUGUUACACAGUUGCAUGUGCUAAGAAACUAUCAUAUUUUUAGUGGAUUUAUCAUUAUACGUGCUUUCCAUGCCAUGUACACCGUAGAUUUUCACUUUGAUCUAAUGUAAAUUAUGUAAAUAAGUUUUAAAAAAAAAAAAAAAAAAUAGUCCACCAUUAUUGCCAGAACAAAUUAUUAGUCCACUGUCGAAGAAAAGAAAAAGCAGUAGACAAAAUUUUUGAGUAAAAUUAAAGGGAUAGAUAACGUUAGGAGAGGAAUCAUGACACGUGAACAUGGACUAUAUAUAGGUCAAACUUGGCAACUGGGACAUUUCUUUAAAUACCCACAAAAUAUCACUUUCGAAGAAGUAGGAAAAACAAAAACAAAGAAGAUCUAUUCCAAGGAGAGAAAGAGAAUGAUGAAGAAGCAAGUGACGAUCGUGGCGGCUCUUAUGAUUCUGAUGGCUUUAUCUUCCAGCUUGGAUAUGGUGGCGGAGGCUCAAUUAGGCCCCGGAGACUGUUACGACGGUUGCUCCACCGCCUGCGUCCAACGUGACUCUAGAAAGACGUCCCGAUGUGAUCGCAAGUGCUCCAUUCGUUGUGGCCCAGAUGCUGUCAGGGCAAGAGGGACUGGUGUUUGAACUUUAUAUCUUACCAACAUCCAUGCAUUUAGAUUCAAUUAUGUUGUAAUCUUAUCUCUAUAAUCGUAUCUCUGGAAAACUUAUUCUGUAAUAUCUAUGUAGUUAUUGAAACCAAUAAAUAAUAACAACUAAAAUGGUUGAUUAAA